AAGAAACCUUUCUCUAAACCUUAUCGCCGCAAAAAUGGCACUGAUGCUCUCCUGCCAGACCGGAGCUCUUUUCCUCUCCAACACUAAACUCUCCGGCCGUCCUCCUGUCAAACCCGCUGCCUCUAUCUCCUCUCCGAUUCAAGGACCUCUAAAGCCCUUCUCUAUUUCCAUUAACGCCAACAAAGCACCUCUAGCGUCAAUUUUCAUCGCCAAACAGCCAAGAGUUAGGGUUUUGGCGUCGGGAACCUCGCAGCACUCACAAUCCCCCACUCUUUCUCGUCCUACCGAGUCACAAGACCUACUCACCGGGUCAACACGGACUCUGACAACCAUCGUGACCCUUGCGUUCUCUCUGUCACGGAUAUUUAUAAAUUCAAUUCAGAAAUUGGCUCUAUCAGUCGGAGGAAUUUCGAUUUUACCUAAUCUCAAUGAGUUGGCAGCAAUUCGAGCUUUACAAGGCAACCUGAUUCACUCGGUGGGCCCGUUAUUCUUCGCCGCCGUCAGGAACCGUCCAAAAGGAUUCUUGAACACUCCUUUGACGGUGGUGGCGGCCGGUUUGGGCAAAUGGCUGGAUAUAUACAGUGGAGUUUUGAUGGUUAGGGUUUUGCUCAGUUGGUUCCCUAACAUUCCCUGGGAUCGCCAACCCUUAUCGGCUAUAAGGGACCUUUGUGAUCCGUAUUUGAACUUGUUUAGGAAUAUAAUUCCUCCCGUUUUCGACACACUUGAUGUGAGCCCACUUCUGGCAUUUGCAGUACUGGGUUUUCUCGGAUCCAUUCUCCAUAGCACCCGUGCAGCGGUUUGAAGGGGAACGAUGAGUGACUAGGAGGCCUUUUUAUUCAGUAAGAAAUAAUUUUAAAGUUUGUGUCAAAUGUUUUCUGGUCUUUUUGGCUUAGUGGUUUUAGCGAUUGUAAUACUGUAAUAGAUCAAUUUGGUUAAGAUAUAUAAAUUUUGGAAACACUACUUUUGUUAUUGCUCUAUGACAAUUUUAUAAGUUGUUUGCUGCA
Messenger RNA from Manihot esculenta (cassava), 1004 nucleotides. RefSeq names its product ylmG homolog protein 1-2, chloroplastic. The transcript has a single exon. Gene Ontology annotation, cellular component: membrane. The record is from RefSeq and is a predicted model, not a curated record. Gene Ontology annotation, biological process: chloroplast fission. The coding region runs from base 35 to 802 and encodes 255 amino acids. NCBI's taxonomy places the organism in Eukaryota, Viridiplantae, Streptophyta, Magnoliopsida, Malpighiales, Euphorbiaceae.